GCCAACAUCACCAUCUGGCAAACACGCAAAUCCUCUACCAUUCCUCAAACCCUAUUCACCUGUGCCUCCCUGCACAGCCUUCCCCGUCGACGACGUCGCCUUGACAUAAUCAAAAUCACUCCGCGGCAUGAUAGUAAGGCACCGUGAAGAUUAGCAGAACGGUGAACUGAGAGCACAUCCAUGUCUUGCACUUUCCAAGCGGCGGUGAACUCCAUGAGACUUAACAGUUAAGUGAAGCGAGUCGAUUCGAACCGUGAACUGGAUGUCGCAUAUGCAUCUCGGCAGUCUCGACCAUGUCGACCGCUAAGACCGCCGUCGCUGCCGCGCCCCAGGUGAACGGGUACGACCAAGCAAGCUAUUUCCCCCAGCAGCAGCAAACCUACCAGCCAGACGCCAUUGACGCCGAGACAUUACCCGUUCCCUUCGCACAGUCUCCAAGCGACUACGGCAACAGCUUAGCCGCUCCAGUUGCCAUACGUCCGGCUCGAUUUACCGAGGAAUGGGAUGCGAGCCAGCGGGGCAGCUCCGUUGCCGACGGUCCGGCAUCCGGUGUCAACCAACGGCCCGCGUCAUACUCCGGCCUUGCGGGUGGCAUUCCAGGUGACGCGCCAGCAUCCCUGACUCGUGGAAAUACGCUCAGGAAGAAAGCAUCGCUGCGCAGGAGUGGGAGUCUGAAGCGCAGCGGGAGCCGUCGGAGCAUGAAGGCCGGAAGCGUGAGAAGCCUGGCUCUGCAAUCAACUACGGAUAAGGACCAGAUGCAUAGCGCAUUUUACUGCCCCAUCCCGACUGCAACUAACCCGACCGAGAUCCUGGCCAACCGGUUUCAAGCUUGGCGUAAGAUUCUGAAAGAUCUUAUCACGUUCUUCAAAGAGAUACAGACCCAUUACGAGCACCGGGCCAAAUCCCUGCUCAAACUGGCAACCGUCCUCAACAACACUGCGACGCCACCAGGGUUGUUCCUGGCUUCCGGCGGCCUGGACGACGCAUUACGGAUACUGAGGGGCUACAGCAAGCAAGCAAUUUCGGAGGCCAAUAAAGCUAGGGAGAUUGAAGAGGACGUCAUCUUGGCCCUGACCGGGCUGAGGAGCGACCUUCAUCAAAAGAUCAAGGAGAUCAAAAACCUUUCGGGCGACUUCAAGAAUUCGGUCGAAAAGGAGAUGGACAACACGCGCAAGGCUGUGACACAGCUUCAGGAAGUUCUUGGCCAGACUGAGCUCGAUCCGUCUCUGACAACGGGGAAGCAAGACCCUUAUCUACUGAGGCUCGCUGUCGAUCGGCAGCUCGAGAGGCAAAUCGACGAGGAGAACUAUCUGCACCAGGCCUACUUGAAUCUUGAGAAUUCCGGGAGGGAGCUCGAGUCAAUCGUGGUAGGCGAGAUUCAGAAGGCGUAUAAUGCUUAUGCUGGCAUUCUCAAGAGGGAAUCGGAUGCCGCCUACAACACCAUCGAAGAGCUCCGUACUGGACCUAUCUCCAUGCCCAAGGAUAAGGAGUGGAUGACGUUCAUCCAGAGGGACGAUCGGUUCGUGGACCCUGACCUUCCGAUGCGAUCGUCCGAGACCAUACAUUACCCUGGGCGCGACCAUCCGGCCUGCCAGGAAGUACGAGCCGGGCUCUUAGAGCGAAAGAGCAAGUAUCUGAAGAGCUACACGCCCGGAUGGUAUGUUCUGUCUCCCACACAUCUCCACGAGUACAAGUCAGCGGAUAAGACUCAGGCGCCCGUCAUGUCCCUGUACCUUCCCGAGCAAAAGCUGGGAUCGCACUCGGACGAGGGUAGCUCAUCAAACAAGUUCGUCCUCAAAGGUCGGCAGACCGGACCCAUGCAUCGUGGCCAUACCUGGGUUUUCCGCGCCGAGAGCCAUGAUACGAUGAUGGCUUGGUACGAUGACAUCAAGAUUCUGACAGAAAGGACCCCCGAGGAGCGUAGCAACCUUAUGCGCGGAAAUAGCCGCAGCAUCAGCCGAUCGUCUCAGAGGUCAUCCAUCAGCAGCGACGGAGUUGGAGACGAAGAAGAACCUCCCUUCACCGCCACUGGAGUUCCGGUCAAUGAGCAGCCGAAGCUGGAUGCUCUCUCGCGGCGCCCUUCAGGGGGGCGGUUCCCUUCUGACCUGCAGGUGAACGCGCAAAGGGGAUUACAUGUCCCUGUAUCGCCUCUGAGCGUUAGCUCAGGAUACGGUGAAGGCUUUAAUCAUGACUACUUCCCGGCGACUGUUUCUCCAGGGAACGAUCUUGGACAAUCGCCUCGAGGAUUUCAUGAGUUCGUCCACGAACGCGAGACCGAAACGGAUGGCUUCCCACGUCAGAAAGCCAUGGAUGGUCCUCCUGGGAGCCGAUUUGAUAGCCCGGCCGCCGUACCCCUUCCUCAUACGCCAAAUUCACAGGAGCCUAGACAAGCAGAUGCUUCCGUGUUUGACACCAGAGCGACGGAGGACCCUAACCGGGCCGGCCCUGGACCCAUUCCAUUCGCCAGCCCCAAAUAUUCCCAAGAGCCCCCUUCUACCAGGGAUACUGCUAGGGGUGGGGUUUACGGGUCUCAGGUCACCGCGACAGCGACCGGUGGCCACACUCCAGCCCUGACGCAGAACCCAGCACCAGACGAUGGAGAACAGGCACCGCCUGGGAUGGCUAACGAUGCCGUCGAGGAUGAGCAGGCUAGACGGCCACGUGUUGUGGCUCGAGGUGACAGUGUCCCAACGGUUUCGAAUCUUCAUAUUCCUGGAGAAUACCCCAGAGGUUCGGUUGGAGGUUUAUGAGUCAUAUGGUCCGACAGCCAUUUGUGAUCUCCAG
Chaetomium strumarium is the source of this 2784-nucleotide messenger RNA. RefSeq lists its product as uncharacterized. NCBI's taxonomy places the organism in Eukaryota, Fungi, Ascomycota, Sordariomycetes, Sordariales, Chaetomiaceae. The coding region runs from base 294 to 2750 and encodes 818 amino acids. The record is from RefSeq and is a predicted model, not a curated record. The transcript is spliced from 4 exons.